CAGAUACUGCGCAUCCUCAGACGUGAUUCAUUCCCUGCCAGAAAACGGUCGUCUUCGCUCUUCUCACCGCAUUUAGAUGCGAACAGAAACGCUUCGAUCCGGAAAUAAAGACAAAAGCCAUCAGCAGGAAUUCAAUUGUUCUGUUCUGAGCAUAUCUACAGACAGAAACGGUCGAAAUAAAAUCUGCGACACAGCUGCAGUCGACGCUUUUCCCCUCUUUGUUUGAUACUUUCUUUAAAGGAUGAAAACCAAAUUCAUCAACGGGGUUUCCUCCUCCCCGUCCAUGUCUCUGGGUCUCCUGGUGACCGAACACGCCCUGCAGGUCCAGCCCGACGCCCAGGACGACUGCAAGGAGCUGGCCCGCCCCAGUGACCAGGCGGACCAGGACACCCGCCGUAAGGCCUUUCUGUGGUGCCGGGAGUUCCUGCACGGAGCCUGGAAGGAGCUGACCGAGGAGAACUUCCAGAUCACCGUCAUCAGGGGUGGUCUGAGCAACAAGCUCUUCCUGUGCAGCCUCCCUGACAGCCUGGACUCUGUCGGGGACGAGCCGCGGAACGUCCUGCUGCGCCUCUAUGGGGCCAUCCUGCAGAUGUCCUGUAAUAAAGGAGAUUCUGGGCAGUCAAACAAAGAAAAUCACUUCCAAGGCGCAGAGGCCAUGGUUCUGGAGAGUGUCAUGUUUGCCAUCUUGGCCGAGAGAGAGCUCGGACCCAAACUCUACGGCAUUUUCCCUCAGGGACGUCUGGAGCAGUAUGUUCCUAGCCGUAAGCUGGACACCUGGGAGCUGAGUGAACCCAGCAUCUCCGCUGAGGUGGCCGAGAAGAUGGCCCGCUUCCAUGCCAUGAGGAUGCCCUUCAACAAGGAGCCAAAGUGGCUCUUUGGAACCAUGGAGAAGUACCUGAGCCAAGUCAUGAAGCUGAACUUCACCAGAGAGACUCAGCUGCGCCGCUUCAACCGCCUCCUGGCCCUCAACCUGCCGCAGGAGAUGGAGAUGCUCAAGUCACUGCUGGAGUCCACCAACUCUCCUGUAGUGUUCUGUCACAACGACUGUCAGGAAGGUAACAUCCUGCUGCUGAAGGGCCGACAGAGCUCUGACAAACAGAAGCUGAUGCUCAUCGACUUUGAAUACAGCAGCUACAACUACAGGGGCUUCGACAUCGGCAACCAUUUCUGUGAGUGGAUGUACGACUACAGCUGCGAGGAGCACCCCUUCUUCAGAGCCGACGCUCAGAAGUACCCCUCAAAGACCCAGCAGCUCCACUUCAUCGAAAGCUACCUGCGGGAGUCCGACGCCGGCUUCCACAACCUGAGCGCCGCCGACCAGAUGAAGCUGAAGGAGGAGCUGUUUGUGGAGGUGAACAGGUUUGCCAUGGCGUCUCACUUCUUCUGGGGCUUGUGGUCGAUCAUCCAGGCCCGUCUGUCCACCAUCGAGUUCGGAUACCUGGAGUACGCCAAGGCCAGGUUUGAGGCCUACUUCCAGCAGAAGAAGAUCUGGGCGGCCUAAAGGAUCGGCAGCAUCGGCUGGUUUGAUGUUGAGCCGACGCGUCCUGAAGCGGGACGCAGAGGCCGUUCCGCCAUCCAUGCUUUUCUUCCACACCCCUCAGGGGAUUUGCUGCUGCUGACAGCCGAACUGGGCGCUCAAAGGAUGCGCCUCUGUCCGCUGCAGCUCAGAGUUCACUCUGACUUUUACUAACCCUCAUCAGCAGCCUUGUUCAAACCACACGGCUAACACGAUGCUUCAGAGCGGGACAGCUGUGCAGACGCUGCUAGUUUGGAAACCGCCUGUAGAUCCUCUAUUGGAAACCAACCAAAACGAACCUUUGGGUCGUCUCACUCACUGAGGCAGCACUUGGUUAGCUGUGUGUGUAACAAACCCGUGGGGGUGAUGCCCCGCCUGUUGGUGACCGGUCUGUUUUCUGUAAACACUCGCUGUUAGUUUGACUUUCUAUUUUUAAAAUGAUGGCUUUGACACAUUUAGGCCAAGGAUAAAACCGUUUUUUAUUGUGAAAAUGUGAAUAUUUUGCACCAAAUCACACUGAAAAUCAAAGAAAAGCCGUCCUUGAUAUAACUAUGCCAGAUUAUUGAUGACGUAUUGAUUCUGAGCACUGUGAUGAGAAGAGGUCACGCUUAAAGUGGAGCGUGGUUCUGAAAGGGUUGACUGAUCACCUGUGCCUGUCAGAAGAGCCAUGACCCAAACCGUCACUCUGCUCCAUGGAGUUUUACAUCAUUAACCAAGUACAAUCUGACUCAAGGCAAACAAUAUUGUGAUGGAAAAUGUUUAACUUUUUAAAAAGAGAGGAGAAAGCGGCGACAUAUUCGACAUUCAUUAAAUGAAGUUCCAAAAAUCUGAGAUUUAAGACAUAAAAUCCCUCAAAUAUCACCUGAAAAGCAUUGAGUUCCAAAUAACCAGAAUGUUUUCAAGCUAAAAAAAUAAUUUCCCUUCAUGUUGCAAUGCCAUUCAACUCCUUAAAUUCCCACUCCGAUCAUCUUUAGUCAAUUCUUAAAUCAUUCCCAGAGCUCUUUAAAUCGGGAUUAUGCAGUUUUCAGCCAAAAUCAAAAAACCUGCGUCGUUUUUUAAGACUAUUUUCCGCAAUAGUUCAUUAGAAAUUUGCCUCAGGGUCGUUGGCGGGACUGUCUCGACUUCCCAUCAUUCCUAUGUUUACACUCCUGCUAGCUUACAGACCCUCACAACCCCGAGCUAACAUUAGCAAAACAAAAGCAAUACCAGAGCUAUGCAGCCGUACAGUUUAGAUCCAGAUUCCAGCUCAGACGAGGAAAACAAAGACGUUCAUUGAUCUAUUCGUCUGCAUGUGGACGCAUCAGGACGACUUCACAAAUUACCUGCUCCUGAUCCAUCACAAUUUGAAUGAAUGGUUUUAAUCUUAUAAAUGCUCCUAAAACAUGUUAAAAAUACCUAAAACACCAUUUUCAUUGGAGUGGGUCUUUAAAGCAGGAAGGGAUGAACGUUAGCAAACUCCUUCAACAGCUGGCGCUAGCUAACACUAACAACCCUAAGUUGGGUCCUUUAGUUUAAACAAUGAACUCCUAUAAAUAUUCAGUUUUCAAAGAUGAUUUGAACUCCGCGAAGGUGUGACUUCAGCUAAUCAUGUUGAGUUACUCGUAUGCUAGCUAUCCUGACAAACUAAAAACCGUAAUCUUUGUGCAUUUUAAGUUUCUGCCACACUAAAUAUUUAUUAAUUUUUUUUUACGAGUGUAGCUUCAUCAGUGUUAAUGUUGGCCUAAAAUGUGCUGUUAUGUAAAAGUGCAGCUGAAGAACUCAUACAAACGUGCUGCUGUGACGAGCGCGGUAAAACUGCUUCAGUUCUGCACUUAUCUGUGGGUAGAGUUGUGUUAUCAGCUCAUAGUGCCAUACGCACACACACACACACACACACGCACGUCAGAGCGCUGCUGUGAAUAAAGCUGUGGAACGCCGUCAGAGGCACAUGAAGGCUGGUUUCCUGUGUGGUCGGGCUUCGGUUAGGAUCACGUGAAAGCUGCUUCAGCUGUCAAACCUCCUCCACACUGAGCCUGAAACUGGUCCCUGAACCGGGUCCUGAUCCUGGAACCACUUUUAGAUGUUUGACUGUGACACUUUUGCAGACUGAAACUAGAUGAAAGGGUAGCAGAACUGUGACUAUGACCUUCUUGAUAUUGUUUCUUUAACUGCACAUGCUGGUGAAGCCUGUUCAUAUUUAGUCUUGUGUGGACUGGACGUCCAUCCGCAGGUUCUACAGCAUCUCUACAGGCUGAAUUAAUUUGUUUUUUUAAGUAUUAAUGGUCAUUUUUUUGUAAUCCUGUAUUUUCAUUUGUCAUCUUUGUUCCUCUCUUCGUUUUGAUUCUGUUGAAGCUCCAGCAGAAAUGUUUUCUGCAGAAAGAACAGCAAAUAUUCCCACUUUGGAACAAACGCAUCCUGUUUCUGUUCGGCGUUAAACUCACUAACAGAACUGCUUGUCAAAUUGAAAGUCGUUGCAGAUGUUUUUAUGCUGCGUUGUGUGCUCGGCAGUGACGGCUUUGCAGAAGGCGGAGCUUGUUCUCGUCGGGGUGUCGGGACGCAGAGAUGAUCCUGGCUGUAAAUGUAUCGCUUUGCACAAAUAAAACUUUUAAAUUUAAAAGCU
Molecule: messenger RNA, 4115 nt
Organism: Oryzias melastigma (Indian medaka)
Lineage: Eukaryota; Metazoa; Chordata; Actinopteri; Beloniformes; Adrianichthyidae
Gene: chka
Product: choline kinase alpha
Exons: 12
Coding region: 242-1501 (419 amino acids)
Biological process (GO): CDP-choline pathway; phosphatidylethanolamine biosynthetic process
Cellular component (GO): cytoplasm
Molecular function (GO): choline kinase activity; ethanolamine kinase activity
Source: RefSeq, a predicted model, not a curated record